This is a messenger RNA of Microthlaspi erraticum, 405 nucleotides long. The record is from the annotation of a GenBank genome assembly. NCBI's taxonomy places the organism in Eukaryota, Viridiplantae, Streptophyta, Magnoliopsida, Brassicales, Brassicaceae.
AUGGAGACGAAGAAAGACGAAGGCACUCCUUUGAGAGGCAUAUUAUGUCUUAAAAUCAGGCAAGACAUGAAGAGAAUCGAGGAAACAGAGGACUGCUUCAUCCUCGAUUUCAAUCCCUCUGAUUCCUUCGACAUUAAAAGACUCUCCUUUUCCGGCGACGACUGUGAGGAAGGAGAUAAAGAUGUAGCCAUCAUCCACGAGACAGGCCAGGUUGCUUGUAGAGACUACCCACAUCCAAGACAUCUUUGCUUGAAUUUUCCCUUUGGAUCAACUCCAAAUGCAUCACAUUGUGAUCUGUGUUACUGUUAUGUCUGCGAUAAGCCUGCUCCUUGUGAAGAUUGGAUAUUUUCGCCUGCGCAUUGUAAUGCUAAGGACUCUGAUUUUUGGAAGUCGAUGAAGCCGUGA